Molecule: messenger RNA, 546 nt
Organism: Lotus japonicus
Lineage: Eukaryota; Viridiplantae; Streptophyta; Magnoliopsida; Fabales; Fabaceae
Exons: 4
Coding region: 1-429 (142 amino acids)
Source: RefSeq, a predicted model, not a curated record
AUGACUGUUUUCUUAGAGAUAGACGUGAACACUGGAGAGGGUGUUCCCGUUUGUUUGGCUAACCAUGAUUCAUAUCAUGCAUGCAUUCAUUUUGUCAGGAUGGUGGAGUGGCCAUGCCUGUCUUCUGAGGACGAUGGAGUGGUCGUACCUUCAGAUGUUGAUACUGGAGUGGGUAUCAACUAUGUUGAUACUGGAGUGGGUCAGUGGUUCUCCAUCCUCGAUCUGUUAACGCUGAGGAAGGCCAGCGACUCCAAUUUCUCCUCCACGCCUUCCAAACGCAUCCUUGCGAGAAGGCCUCGCCUCUUCAUCCUCCUCCCCUGCACAUUGGCCCCUCACGGUGGUGGAAGAUGGGUCGAAUUUACCGAUAAAAUAGUUGCUAAGAGGGUUGCCAAUAUGUUAAAUGGUGAACAGAUAGAAGCUCUCGUGUAAGGGUCACCCUUCGGAGUGAUAGGUUCGUUCAUCUUUUCAAUUGUUGUGAUAGGGUUUCUGUAGUUCCUUUCACAUUGAAGACACAAUCUCAAGAUUUCUAUAAUUAGGUGUGACGCG